Molecule: messenger RNA, 1203 nt
Organism: Daldinia vernicosa
Lineage: Eukaryota; Fungi; Ascomycota; Sordariomycetes; Xylariales; Hypoxylaceae
Exons: 3
Coding region: 554-937 (127 amino acids)
Source: RefSeq, a predicted model, not a curated record
GCUAGUCCUACGCUACUCCGAGUUGGAUUAGACCUGUUCAAUACGAAUGCAAUAUGCUGAUCCGAAAACGUCAGCAGUCAAACAGACGACCCUAAGUCCAUAACGUGGCUAGGAUCUCGUUCGUCCGGAGCCCGGUUCUUUGCAACAAAAUCUACAUAUGCAGGAACGGGUAGUCUAAGAUACGAUACCAUGGCGUUGUUCAUCGCAACAUGAAUCCAUACUUAACUAACAAUACGGCAAUAGCCUAUGACCCCUUACUAGGUUAAUUCCAAUACCUCCAGUACCGGCUCUAUCCUGCGUCUCCCAACCCCAUAUUCCGGGGCCACCUCUACCGGAUGGAGUAAUUAGUUUCUAGCGGGACGAAAUACCGUUUACAAGAUUAGUAUAUGCCAAGGCAUCUGAUUUCGUACCAACGCAUCCAUGGUGUAGCUACAUUCCGGGAUUGAGAUGGCAUUUCUCUGGCUACAUAAAAGCCUGCUCGGCCACACCCACCUUAACUACAGUAAUUCCGUAAAACAGACAUAGGUAAAUAUCGAAAGAUCAAUUAUUCGCAAUGCUAUUCAACAUCAUCUUCUUUGCCCUUGGGGCUGCUGCUAUCGCCCUACCAGAAAAAGCCGAUUGCCCUCGCAUCAGAUGUAUAGACGGUGUUAACGAAUGUGGAAUCAAGUACGGUAGAUGUUACGAUAUGUGCACACAUUCUCAGCCGAGUCCUCCACCAUGUCCGGGGAUCACAUCGGCGCCGACGACGUUGUCGCCCGUAACAUCAACUGCGGCGCCUUGCACUAGUACCGGAACUGCCUGCGUCGAUCAUCUUAGGAGCUGCGGAUCGCCUCCCACUGCUAUCCUUACUUAUGGAGGGUGUUACCCGGCCUGUGGCCCGACGCCGACUUUCUCGCCUCCGCCAUGCCCAGAGCCAACCGAAACUACUGCUGAAUGAAAUCACAACACCUAGAACGAAUAGGAUAUGAUAGUCGCUUCUUGUUACUUGAGAAUCUAAAGCUACUGGCGAAAACUUUCUUAACCCUGCUCUGCUUAAGGUAUGUUUGGUGUUGGAUGAGCGCGUACUAGGUCUGAUAGAGACAUGGCUUGGGAAAAAAAAAAGGCGUACAUGUAAAAUGAUUGGUUUGAGUUAAUUCGCUUUAUUAAGUUUACGUUGACCGUGGCCGACCAUAGUGAGGUUCCUUAAAAUUACAAUACACGAAU